Messenger RNA from Somion occarium, 3162 nucleotides. NCBI's taxonomy places the organism in Eukaryota, Fungi, Basidiomycota, Agaricomycetes, Polyporales, Cerrenaceae. The record is from the annotation of a GenBank genome assembly.
GCUUGGCCAAGAACACUGAUUCCAUCUUUGAACGCAAUCACUGUUAUAAAAUGGACUAAACCUCCAGGAACAACCCGUCUCUCCCUUUGAUUCUAACAGUCACUAUCUUGAGACUAUUCACACCAUGGGUGUCCUUACCGCGGAGUUGCGCGAAGUCGCCGGCUCUCUCGUUCGUCGAGCUGACGCUCCUGCCCAGGCUGGAAUCUUUUCUGGCGAUAACCCCGCUGAAUACAAUGUCAAUGAUCCCAUUCGUCUAUGGGUCAUCCAAGUCGUGAUCAUCAUCGGGAUGACCCAGCUCCUUUCCCUUUUCCUCUCGCGCAUCCGUCAACCCAGGGUUAUAGCAGAAGUCAUAGGAGGUGUAAUCCUCGGCCCCUCUAUCAUGGGUCGUAUCCCAAACUUCUCCAAUACUAUAUUUCCUAAGGACUCUCUUCCUAUGCUCAAUCUCACCUCCACUAUCGGACUCGUACUGUUCCUGUUCCUUGUUGGUCUAGAAAUAGACGUUCGCAUGGUAAAACGGAAUGCGAAGGCGUCAAUGAUCAUCUCUGCGGCUGGCCUUAUCGUUCCACUAGGUCUAGGAGCUGCGCUGGGAGUUCCAAUCUAUAACCAGUUUAUCAGUCCAGAUGUCAACUUUGGUUACUUCGUCCUCUUCACCGCUGUUGCAAUCGGAAUUACUGCCUUCCCUGUCCUCUGUCGUAUCUUGACCGAGUUGAAGCUUUUGGAUACCACAGUUGGAGUUGUCGUCCUAUCCGCAGGCGUUGGGAAUGAUGUCGUGGGGUGGAUUCUCCUUGCUCUAACAGUCGCUCUUGUCAAUGCCGCAAAUGGGCUGACUGCUCUUUGGGUUCUCCUGACUGCAGUUGGAUACGUUAUAUUCCUCUUGCUGCCUGUUCGAUGGGGAUUCCAUUGGCUCGCUCGUUGGACUGGUAGUUUGGAGAACGGUCAGCCCACUGCUAUGAUGAUGACCGUCACUCUGCUUUUAGUCUUCAUCUCUGCAUUCUUCACUGACAUCAUCGGCAUUCAUGCCAUCUUCGGCGGUUUUCUUGCUGGUCUCAUCAUCCCACAUGAGAAUGGCUUCGCCAUCUCUUUGGUUGAGAAGCUUGAAGAUUUAGUUUCGAUUCUUUUCCUGCCAUUGUACUUCGCUCUUUCCGGUUUGCGUACGAACUUGGGUUUACUCAACAACGGUAUUACCUGGGGAUACGUUGUUCUCAUUUGUGUCAUCGCAUUCUUCUCCAAAUUCCUCGGGUGUGGCAUUACGGCGAAGCUCUUCGGGUUCAAUUGGCGCGAGUCAGGCGCUAUCGGUGCUCUCAUGUCGUGCAAGGGUUUGGUCGAACUUAUCGUCCUCAAUGUCGGUCUACAAGCCGGAAUCCUGGAUACGCGAACAUUCUCCAUGUUCGUGUUGCACGCGCUCGUCCUCACAUUCAUGACUACGCCUCUCACACUUCUCCUCUACCCUGCCAAGUACCGUGUUCAUUCCGGUACUGUCCAUGAUAAACCGACUAAGCACGGAGGUGUCGAAAGUGGCAACGUCUCCCCGCCCAUGUCCCAGGAAACCUUCAUCACAAAGGUCGCAGUCGUAUUGGACAAGAUUGAACAGCUACCUACCAUCAUGACGUUGACACAACUGUUGCAAUACUCCGCAACCCAUGUCCCUCCCCCCAAAUACAGCAUCGAUCACUCCACGUCGGAGGAUGAAAAGGCCUCGCAGGUAGCUCCCAGUCUGACAUACAAUAGUGACGCCACUGCGCAAUCGCCGGUGUCUGUCGAUGCACUCCGUCUUAUUGAAUUGACCGAUCGUACCUCUGCCGUCCUCAUGUCUCAAAAUGCCGAUUCACUGAUCCGCAGCGACCCCGUUCUCUCAGUCAUUCGCACCUUCGGAUACCUCAACCGCAUGAUUGUGACAACUGCGCUGUCUGUCGUCGGCUGGGAAGAAUUCCCGUCGUCUGUCACUACCCAUGUCAAGCAGUCCAACGCGCAGAUGGUCAUUAUACCCUGGAGUAGCGGAUCUGUCUUCACCGAGAAUACUGAAAAUGACAACGCAGCAGAGGGAUCGAAUGCCGCUACUCCAGCUGGUACGCCUGGCAACCCAUUCGAAGCCAUGUUCGGCCAGAAACAGUCGGGGCAGAGUUCAGCUGUCGUUCACACGCAGUUCAUCCGUAAGAUCUUCACGGAUACACCGGCGGAUGUUGCAUUGUAUGUGGACCGUGGACUACCGCAAACGUUGGAGGGACAGGGUGGUCAACAUAUUUUCCUUCCGUUUUUCGGUGGACCGGAUGAUCGUCUUGCGCUACAAUUUGUUGUGCAAUUGUGCAUGAACCCAAGCAUGAGUGCAACUGUUGUGCGGUACACUAAGGUCGAAUCCAAUGACCUUUCACCGAUGAGCACGAUUGAGCACGCGAAGGCCCAACAUAUUUUGAAUACGAGUAUCCUCAACACUACCUUUGGCGACACUGCGUACGGUGCCGGAAAUACCCAGACCCGCCUUCAGUCCGAUACCACUGACAACCUGCUCUGGGAGCGUUACUCGAAUAACGCAAGCCCAGAGGUUGCGGACGCGCUGCACAGGGUCAAUUUUGAAUGGGAAAGGUCUAGCAAGCCUCUUCAUGCAGUCUUGGAUGCUGCUUCGCAAACCAUCAACCACAGGAGUCGAGAGAACCUCCGAGUCGUGGUUGUCGUUGGCCGGUCAUGCAGGAUGGCUUUGGAAUCUCACACGUCUGAAUUACGUGAGUUAAUUAUUGAGCGGAGUAUCUCUAUGGGGUCAGAUGUAGCGAAGACUCUUGGUCCUCUUGGUGCUGCCUUUGUGGCGACCAACGCCAACACGAGUUUGUUGGUUCUUCAGGCUAGCCAUCACUGAGUAUAGCCUAUGUUGCGGAUGGUUACGACUUUUUAUGAUUCCUUUGCUUCUUCUAUCUGUUGUAUAUUCAUUCUUUGUUCUUCGUUGUUCUUGUACACUAUGUAUCCUUUACACUACCUUCAUUCUAUUGGACUCUGGAUUUUUGCGGAAUACAACGACGUACAAUGUUGCUCGAUCAGGUGACCGUGAAUCGCGGAAACGUCCUAUUUGGUCGUUCUUGUCUCUUGUCUUUGCCUCAGUUGUCUCCUUGUGCCACUCACAUCCUAGCGUUUCCACGUCAAGUCACUUUCCGUUGCCUUCGAGGUUUCAUAUUC